CACUACCCAAUCGGGAUAUGAAGAGAAAGGACUAGAAGAUGUCUUGCAUUAUCUGCAAUUCUGCAUCAUUUAUCAGAAGAAGACUUUGUAUUAGCCUUAACAGUUCUCAUCAGAACACUCCCUCAGAAAACAAAAAAAAUGGCAAACCGAUCAUUAUCCUACCUGUUCAUCAUUCUUCUCCAUCUCUUUUUAAUCUUGAAUUGUUCGAUUGCCGAAGACGGGGAUGAAGCUCGAAGCAGCAGCAGUAGUAUUGUCUUUGCUACUCUUGGAAGGUCAAAUUAUGCUUUUGACAUAUUCACAAUCCCAAUCUCCGCCUCAAAUUUUAAUAAUAAUUUUAGUAGUACAAAAGAGCUUCAAAUCACUGAUGCUAAAUCAGUCAACUACAAUGGUUUCUUUGCAUCUCCAGUUUCACCUCCACUACUGAAUCUCCUCUCAGACCACCCUAUGUUGUCUCAGGUAACAAAUUCUCCCUCAACUCUCCAAUGUCUAGUCUAUGUUACAGAGAGAGAUGGAUAUUCCAAUAUAUAUCUUGAUGCUUACAAUCCAAGGACUAGUAGUAACACAAGAAAAUCAAGAUCAGUUCUUGAACAAGUAGAUUUUAUAAGUCAAAGAGUUCAAAUUCCACUAUUGCAACAGCAAAAAGGUAUAAUCUUUAUGAAAGACAAGCCAUCAAUUUCAGGUGAGUACUUAAUAUAUGUUUCAACUCAUGAAAAUCCGUUACUACCUAGAAAGAGUUGGGCGGCUGUUUAUGCAACACAUAUCAAAACAGGACAAACUCAUAGACUAACACCUCAUGGUGUUGCGGAUUUUAGUCCUUCUGUUUCACCUUCUGGGACCUGGAUUGCUGUUGCUUCAUCUGGUGAGAAAGGUUGGGAUGGAGAGAUAGAAGAUCUUAAUACACAUAUCUAUAUCUUUAAAACAAAUGAUCAUGGUGGCUCGCAUAGAAUUAAAGUUGUGGAUCAUGGUGGUUGGCCUUGUUGGGUAGAUGAUUUCACAUUUUAUUUUCAUAGAAGCAGUGAUGAUGGUUGGUGGAGUGUUUAUAGAGCAACACUUCCUGCUUCCGUGGGAGACGCAAUUCAUAUUGAUUCUGUAACAAUAGAAAGAGUUACUCCACCUGGUCUUCAUGCUUUCACUCCUGCUGCUUCUGCGAAGAACCAAAAUUUUAUAGCUGUUGCCACAAGAAGACCCACUUCAAGGUUUCGCCACAUAGAGUUGUUCGAUAUCAAGACAAACAAAUUCAUGGAGUUAACGAAGAAUGUUUCACCGAACACGCAUCACUAUAAUCCAUUUUUCUCAGUAGAUGGAAAUGAAAUUGGGUAUCAUAAGUGUAGAGGAAGUGGUAAUGGAGAAGGAGAAGAAAACAAGAAGCUACUGCUUGAGAACGUUAAGAGUCCGUCUGAGAAGAUCUCGCUGUUCAGAAUAGAUGGGUCUUUCCCUUCUUUCUCUCCUAAUGGUGAUCGAAUAGCUUAUGUUGGAUUCCCUGGUUUGUUUGUGGUGAAUAGAGAUGGUUCUGGCAAAAGAGAAAUUUUCUCUGGUGCUGCUUUCUCAACUGCUUGGGAUUGGAAACGAAAGGUUGUAUAUACAAGCACUGGUCCAACUUUUGCUUCAGAAAAGACCCAAGUUGAUAUUAUCUCUGUGACCAUUGGUGAUGAUGACAAAGCCAAAGGCGAUAGCAGCGGUGAAAAAGGGGGUAUUGCUAAUCAAUCAAAGGUGAAAAAGCUCACAACGGGAGGCCAAAACAAUGCAUUUCCCUCAGCUUCUCCAGAUGGAAAAUGGGUUGUAUUCAGAUCAGGAAGGUCCGGUCAUAAAAAUCUGUAUGUAAUGGAUGCUUUUGAAGGAGAAAAAGGUGGAAUUUACAGGCUUACCAAGGGGCCAUGGACAGACACAAUGUGUAAUUGGUCUCCAGAUGGUGAAUGGAUAGCUUUUGCUUCUGACAGAGAGAAUCCAGGUAGUGGGAGUUACGAAAUUUUCUUUAUACAUCCAGAUGGGACUGGGUUGAAGAAAGUAGUUCAUAGUGGCAUAGGUGGAAGAACUAAUCAUCCAUGGUUCAGUCCAGGUUCCGAUCAUUUGGUAUUCACUACUGAUUAUGCUGCAGUGUCUGCUGAACCCAUUUCAAACCCUCAUCAUUAUCAGCCUUAUGGUGAUAUCUUCAUAGCUAGAUCGGAUGGUUCUGAGAUACAGAGGUUGACACACAAUUCUUACGAGGAUGGCACACCUGCUUGGGGUCCAACUUUCAUGAAGCCAGUAGAUGUUGUAGAGAGGCCUUCCAGUGGAUCUCAUUGUUCGUUCGAUGAUUGCCAUUGGCUAAGCAAAUAUGCUCCUAAGGUUGCAGUUAACAUUAGAUCGCAACAGAGUUGUUAGUUGCUAGAAAGUCUUUGAGUUGGCCGUAUACUUAUGUAUGUACUAUGCAGAGCCAUGUCUAAAGGCUACACAGCUCAACUACAUGUCUAGGAUGUUUGCUAUAAUGCAUAAGAACUUCAAUAUUUUCACUAUGUACAAUGAGUCUUAAUGGACCUAUGUGGUUUGUAGUACUUGAUAAUUAUUACAACUUUCUUAGUUCUAAUCAUCUGCAAUUUUACA
Messenger RNA from Papaver somniferum (opium poppy), 2580 nucleotides. RefSeq lists its product as uncharacterized. The record is from RefSeq and is a predicted model, not a curated record. NCBI's taxonomy places the organism in Eukaryota, Viridiplantae, Streptophyta, Magnoliopsida, Ranunculales, Papaveraceae. The coding region runs from base 139 to 2361 and encodes 740 amino acids. The transcript has a single exon.